CUGCCAUAGCGGAGCCCGCCCUUGGAAUCACGUGAGCAGGAGCCGCUCGCUCCGGGCAUGAUGGACUUUUUGACUCUGUUCCUUAUUUAUGUGUUUCUGGUUCUGCUGACCAUUCCCAUUAUCUGUAUGCAAAGGAUGCAAAGCUCUCCUUCAAGAUUUAUCACUCGGAUAACACUGGUGCUUGCGUGCGUAAUCCCAGCCCAAGUCCAAGGAGCUACCCAGAGGCUGCUUUGUGGACUCUUUUGUACCAGAAACUAUUUAUUUGUGGUCUUGCAUUUGAUCUUGGAAGUUAUGGUAUAUGGCGAGUACACCUGGGAAGUGUUUGGCUACUGUAAGGAGCUGGAGUACAGCACUUCCCUUCUCCUGCUGCCCUACCUGCUAUUGACUAUGAAUAUGGUUUUCUUCAUUUUGUGUUCCAAGACAAAUCCUGGUAUCAUAACCAAGUCCAACCAGGUUCUGUUUCUCCAUGCUUAUGCCUACGACGGUGUGAUGUUUGAGAGUGGCAUUGAAUGUUCCACUUGCAAAGUGAGGAAACCAGCUAGAGCCAAACACUGCAGUGUGUGCAGUGGCUGUGUCCAUCGUUUUGAUCAUCACUGUGUUUGGGUCAACAACUGUAUUGGUGCUUUCAACACCAGAUACUUCCUUCUCUACCUUCUCAGUUUGACCUCCAUGGCUGUUUUCAUGGCAAUCUUAACAGCCAGCUUCCUCGUCCAGGUGGUAACUUUGUCAAAUAUGAUGCUGGGAUAUUAUGCUGAUGACCAGGGCCAGGAGCAUCCAGUUGAUUUCUUCUUCCUUAUACAGUACCUUUUCUUGACCUUUCCUAGGAUCGUGUUCAUGCUUGGCUUUGUCAUCAUUCUUUCCAUUAUAUUGGUCUCCUAUUUUUGCUUCAUGCUGUACCUUGCAUUAACCAACCAGACAAGCAAUGAGUGGUUUAAAUCAGGCAGAUACAAAUGUUCGUGUUUGCACCAUUGCAGCAGACACAGGGGUUACAAAAAUAUUUAUUCUAGAGGGAUCUGGGGUAACAUAGCAGAAAUUGUGAGGCCUGUAAUCCAUGCUGAAAAAAAGAUGUGAUGACUUUCUAGCACCACCAGUGGACUAAAUUCUUCCAACAAGUUUUAAUUUAAACACAAAGAACCUAGCUAAAUACAGUUGUGCCAACAAGCACAUAAGUGCAACAGUGAAGUUGGAGUAGAAGCUAUCAUUCCAGGGGAAUGAAUUUCCAGUGUCAUGUCUGCUUAGAUUUUUGGCACUGUACCUGUCUUUAGCCAUCCUUCAGACAAAAGGAGCAAGCAACUUAAGAACUUAAGGGCACAAUCCAGUGUCUUUUGCAGAUGCACACAGGCCUCUGCCCUUAGAGGUGCUCUGUGCAUCCAGUGCAGUGCGGUGAAGAGGCAGCAGCUGUGGUCCUUCACCCAUGCUGGCUGUGAAGGAAGUUGGUUGCUGCUACAAGCCUCUGCCUUCAAGGCAACAUUAGAAAACUGGUCCUUUGCAACAGGCAGUUCAUGAAAUUGUCCUGAAGAUUCCCAAGGGAUUAUACUCUGCAUCUGGCCCAAGAGACAUUAAAAUUAUUUGUGAAUACUUUAGCUAGUUGAUAGCACUCUUUUUAUUACAUCUGAAUUAUGUAAAAAAAUAUGCAUUUAAAACAUUAUGUACAAGCUAAAUUGUACAAUAUACCAUUAAAAGCUACAUGGUUACAAAAGAAA
This is a messenger RNA of Varanus komodoensis (Komodo dragon), 1703 nucleotides long. RefSeq names its product zinc finger DHHC-type palmitoyltransferase 4 (gene ZDHHC4). Gene Ontology annotation, cellular component: Golgi apparatus; endoplasmic reticulum. Lineage: Eukaryota; Metazoa; Chordata; Lepidosauria; Squamata; Varanidae. The transcript is spliced from 7 exons. The coding region runs from base 58 to 1071 and encodes 337 amino acids. Gene Ontology annotation, biological process: protein targeting to membrane; peptidyl-L-cysteine S-palmitoylation. The record is from RefSeq and is a predicted model, not a curated record. Gene Ontology annotation, molecular function: protein-cysteine S-palmitoyltransferase activity.